UGAUGAAAUGUGGUUUUCUUUUCGUAAUAUCCCGAUAAUUUGACAUUGAACUUUUGCUUGUUUCGUCGAAUAAGUUGGCCUAAUAUUUUUCUUUAUUGGAAUUAACAGCUUCUCAAGCCUCGUCCGAUAGACUGUCCCAAUUUGGCUCGGCUCGAAAUUAUCUCGAUUUGGAUAUGCAGUUUGACCUGUUUGACCCGAGUGAAGAUAAGUUUAUAAUGUCUGAAGACCAACAUGAAGUGUCUGAAGAAUGCACUAACCAUUCAAACCAUAAAACUUACGAAGAUUACGAUGAAUUGGAACCACUCGAAGAAGAAAGUCACUUUAGUGAUUUCGAUAAAUGUAACGAGCAGAUUCAAAUCGAAAAAGAAUUUGAUAUAUUCGACUUGAGAAUUAUACACAGGAAAAACAGGACAGGUUUUGAAGAAAAUAAGGAUUUCCCUAUAGUUUUAAACAGUGUAAUAGCUGGCCGAUAUCACGUUGAGAAAUUCCUAGGAUCGACUGCUUUCAGCCGAGUUGUUCAGGCGCACGAUCUUUGCACGGGAAUCGAUGUUUGUCUGAAAAUCAUUAACAACAGUAAGGAUUUUUUCGAUCAAAGCUUGGAUGAGAUCAAGCUUCUGAAAUUUGUCAACUACCAUGAUCCUGCAGACGAGCGACAUAUUUUACGCCUUUACGAAUAUUUCUACCAUCAGGAGCAUUUAAUCAUCGUUACCGAGCUUCUGUGUGCAAACCUUUACGAAUUCCAGAAAUACAAUCGAGAAUCCGGUGACAAGCAGUAUUUUACUCUCCGAAAUCUGCAGAUCAUAACCCGACAGAUUUUAGAGGCGUUAGCAUAUUUGCACGACUUGGGAAUUAUACAUUGUGAUCUGAAACCGGAAAAUAUACUGAUCAAAAGCUACAAAACGUGCGAGAUUAAGGUUAUUGAUUUCGGCAGUAGUUGCUUCGAGACAGAUGAGUUGUCUUUGUACGUACAAUCUCGUUCGUAUCGAGCUCCGGAAGUCAUUAUAAGCCUCCCUUACGACCACAAGAUUGACUUGUGGUCGGUUGGAUGCAUUUUGACCGAACUUUAUUCUGGCGAGGUGCUUUUUCCGAACGAGCCAGUUGGAAUGCUUCUUGCACGAAUGAUUGGGAUAUUUGGUCCUAUCGACACGAAUAUGCUGCGAAAUGGUCGAGACACGCACAAGUAUUUUACGAAAGAAUACGAUCUGUACCAAAUAAACGAAGUAAGUCUCUGUACAUUUAUUUGGUCACACGAGCAAUCUAGUUCGAUGAAAUCAUAAAUUUACGAAUUGUUUNACUUUUUAACACAUUUGCUCGAGAUUAAUCCAACGAGACGACCCACCGCAAGAGAGGCAUUGGAUCACCCUUGGUUUUCCUGCUCAUAUGAUU
Messenger RNA from Striga asiatica, 1386 nucleotides. NCBI's taxonomy places the organism in Eukaryota, Viridiplantae, Streptophyta, Magnoliopsida, Lamiales, Orobanchaceae. The record is from the annotation of a GenBank genome assembly.